GAAGAGGACUCCCGGGAAGAACCUAAAUGUCUCGAGUCGGAACAGAAGAUGGUAUCAGACGGCCCGUCUGAGGACAGUGACCUCAAGGACGCCUAUCUCAUUCCGAGAAACAUCAUGGCUGAGCCAGACUACGUGGAAGAUGACAAUCCGGAGCUAAUUAGGCCUCAGAAACUAGUCAAUCCUGUCAAAACAUCCCGCAACCAUCAGGAUCUUCACAGGGAACUUCUCAUGAAUCAAAAAAGGGGUCUUGCCCCUCAGAAUAAGCCAGAACUGCAAAAGGUAAUGGAAAAGAGAAAACGAGAUCAAGUAAUAAAGCAGAAAGAAGAAGAAGCACAAAAGAAGAAAUCUGACUUGGAAAUAGAACUAUUAAAACGGCAGCAGAAGCUGGAGCAGCAUGAACUUGAGAAGCAGAAAUUGCAAGAAGAACAAGAAAACACCCCAGAGUUUGUGAAGGUUAAAGGCAAUCUCAGGAGAACAGGCCAAGAAGUGGCCCAAGCGCAGGAGUCGUAGGCCUGGGCCACAGAGACCGCGCGCCCAGCACACCACACGGGGAGGCCGUGUGCAGGUGUCUCCACAGCACUUAAGCUCAGGGCAGAAGCCCCUGGAGAGAACCCCAGCCAGCAGAGAAUUGUUACUUUAAAAAGGAUUUGGUUUUGGUUUUCCUACAAUCUGGGUGGAUAAAUGACCUGUGACAGUUGAUUUCUAUUCGCCAAAUGAAGGACGUUGACCAGCACUUAAGUUGGGAUAAGUGAACCUGUGUUCAAAGACUUAAAAAAAAACAAAAACAAAACCACAACAGCAAAAAAGAAAGAGGACACUGGAAUAAAUUCUUCACAAUUGCACUACUUGGUUUUUCUUUCAGUCCAAGUUUAGUGGGGCAGAGAGCCUUUCUCCUUCUAAAAUCUAAAACAAAAAAACAAAACGUGUUUUGUUUUUUCCUUUAGGUAUCUGCUAGAUAAUUUAGAUCACAUAGAAAGGCAUUGAUCUGUUACAUCUUAUAUUUGUAAAUUCUCUGUUGAGAAUCCAGAAUUGUCUUGUGUAGUCCUACUGUCACCCGUGUUAGGUUGACACCUGAGAAUGUUGAUGUUAAUGUUGAGCACAGCUGUUACCUUUGUUGGCAUUAAGAUUCAGAAAUAGGGUGAGAAGGUUUAAAAACAUGGAAACAAAAAUACCUAAAAAUGCGCAAACAAGUUACAUGUAAAACAUACGGAAACAAAAAACACAUAAAGGUCCGUCUUGAUCUUAUUUUAAUUGCUUUUGGUUCUCUGAUACUAGAAUGCUCCAUAGUGACAGUCCAGUUCAGAGAAGGCACAUUGUAUAAAUCCAAUUCUUGCUUUGAUAACUAUUAGGAUCUUGUUUUGUUUUGUGUUUGAAUUUCUUGCCGAGCCUAGUCCCUUUAUAUGAAAUAAUCCUUCCGCUCCUUUGGAGUAUAAAAACUAGUUCCAUAUAACCCAACUUCAGUGUCAAACGUAGAGGGUCCAAAUCUUUGAGAACAGUGUGGGGGAAGCUCCCAUUGGGAGCCAGGCAAGGAGGACUUGUCUGGGUAUUCUAAUGUGAAACAAACGUAGAUCAGUCUCCAGGAGGCCUAGGUGGAAGGUUGAUAGCAUCUGUACAUUUUGGAUGUCAUUAGAAUUCCCAGUUUUGGAAAUUUCGGAUCAAGGAUCACAUACUGCUUUGCCUUGUUUUUUGUUUUUUGUUUUUUUUUCCCGGUGAAGAAAGACUCUUUCGCUGCUCUGUCAGCGGUGAUGACCACUGUAUGCACCUCAGGAAACGCUGAGGUGAAGGGAGAGGCCGCCCAGCUUCCGCACACCAGCUAGCUUGCUAUCGUGAGUGAGUCCCAGGCAGACAACAGCGAAAUCCUUACGCAAAGUACGUUUUAUUACCGCUGGUACAUUUUACUGGGGGUGAUCUGGAAGAAUUCAUGUGGAUUCAGUAUGUUCUCCAUCCAGACGAUUCAGCCAGUAAUUUCUACAUUGCAGGGUCCCCUCCUUUAAAGGCUCAUAGAAAACUGGAUCCCGAGCUUUUAAUCCUAAUAAGCAUAGUAGAAAUUAGCUUUCUGUGGGAAUGCUUUAGUUUUCAUUGUUGACAGGCUCAUACUCAGUCCUCAUGUGAACAAGAUGAAGGUAAACACAGAGACAGCACAUACUGCCAGUUAGAGGACAUGUCGACCACACCCGCAGUGGGUGAUUUCUCACCAGUGGGUAUUAUUUGAACGAAACGUGAGAUGCUGAAGAUAAAAUGUUGCUCUGUCAUAGUCUACUUUUGAAGGAUGGAAUGGUAACUUUUUUUUUUCCAUCCUCUUUCUUUUUGAGAGAAGAAGGUAUGUCACGUGAUCCUCUUGAAGGUACAUUUCUGAUUGCAUGCUGACUGGAGUGCUGUCUUUGUGUAUAUGGACUAAUGAUGAGAUUUGCAGGAUGAAGAUUCAGGACUAGCUCAUAGCCUUUCACCUAACUGGAUGUUGGAUCUUAAGUCCUGAGUCUCUGAAGUAAUUCUGCCACUCGAUAGAAUUCUCAAGGGUCCCCAACAGACUCCUUCAGAAGGACCGAUUCUGUUCCUAGAACUUACCUAGAAUUCGUUCUUCACUGGGAAGAAAAAGGACAAAAGCAUCUCCCUCCCAGUCUCACUCACCAGUCUGCACAGUUACGUGUAGCGAGUAGUACAAGGUCUGGCCAGAAGACUUGUAAAUAGCGUGAGGUGAUGUCUUAUGACCAAACAGUGGGAUGUACAGGUCGAGAAGCUCCCUGAAGCCGUCAGCUCAGCUCAGCUCACAAGCCUGAGUUUAAAAAGGUGCCAGUCUCCCCUCCACACGUUAAUACUGUGCGGUCCAGACCCCUAGGACUCCUGAACAUCCGGGCAGUUUUGUGCUUUGAGCCACUUUUUGACAGAAAUGGCUCCAUUUUUCCACUCUGGUUUUCUUAAAAUAGUUCAGUGUUUUAUAGUCUCCUGGUAGUAAAGUAGUAUUGCUUUCUAAGCUGCAACAGUUGACUUUAUUCUUCUACUCUGAAAAAUCUUGACUUGUUUGAGUGUAUAUAAUAUAUAUAAAGGGAGCCUUAAUGGAUUUGUUUUCAUAAUUUAAUAUUUUUUGUAUUUGCUCUUGUAUAAUUGUUUUUAAUGGAAAGUAUUACAGAACUGAGGGUGGAAUUCUUAGAACCAAAGUUAUUCUUAAUAAAAAUCACCACGCGCUUGGACCACG
This is a messenger RNA of Acinonyx jubatus (cheetah), 3193 nucleotides long. It is a transcript of the gene FAM107B, whose product is annotated as family with sequence similarity 107 member B. NCBI's taxonomy places the organism in Eukaryota, Metazoa, Chordata, Mammalia, Carnivora, Felidae. The record is from RefSeq and is a predicted model, not a curated record. The coding region runs from base 49 to 510 and encodes 153 amino acids. The transcript has 4 exons.